AUGCAUCAUAGCGAGUUUCAUAAGUAUGAUGCGGCUCUCUAUCAGCUGCUUAACUAUAUGCAUAGUGAUGAAACGGACGUCACACUAAAACCUCCCUUGCGUCAAAGGGACACACGAGAGAUCCAUAAAGAUCUUUACUACAGACGAGUGAUUUCAUGGUGGAAUAAGUCUAAAGCUCUUCACGAUAUUUACAUCAAGAACGAUGCCUACAUGGCGACACUAUCAUUUAUAGAUAGCGAGGACCUCAAUUGGACGAUCUUAUCUUUGUAUAAUCAAGCCAGAAUUCCUGAUGAAUUCGCCUCGUCUCUACCGAAGGGGAAGAGACUCCGUCCUAUAUCAAAAGGUAGAUUCUAUCGUGCGGUAAUGGGUCGGUUUCUCGAUGCGAAAGCGCUGCAGUUUUCUCGUCUUUUCCCGGAUUAUGAGGAAUCUAGACAAUGGCAAGACAGUCUUGCUGCGACUUGGUCGAAUUAUCAUCUUCGCUCCUUUCGGGAGUCACUAGAAAUUCUCGAAAUUUUUGACUUUACAUAUUUUUUACUUUCUAAUGCACUUAGGGUUGGCAUGAUUCCGGAAAUUGGAAAUGAUAUUCCGAGAGUCAUAUUCCAUUGGGCUAUUGCUAUUGAGCAUCUCCAGGCAGCCUUGACGCCGUUUGAUAUUCUAUCUUUACUUGCAUCCCCCUCAACAUUAAGUGAAUCUCGAUAUCUGUCAGAACUCUUCAGUCAAGCAAAGUUUCUAGGAAUGUGCGAAGCUGAGGAUGAUGUGGCACACAAGCUGAAACUUGAGAACUCUUCUAUACAAUGGCGCCUUUAUCGUGGCUUUCGUUGGCGACUUGCUGUUCGAGGGCGAUGCUUCUCUGAUUCAUUUGAUGAAGAGCGUGUCGCUCACGAUAUUCGACAAUUUGAGCUGGAUGAACAGUAUAGACGACGGCCAGAGCAAGAGCAACCUGAAUUGAGGUAUUGGUGGCAAGACCUGUAUCAGUCUUCUAACCAUGAAGAAAAUGCCGCUCUCUCUGCCAGUUUCCCUGAAAAUUCCGCUCUCUCUGUCAAUUUUCGUGAAACUUGGGUCAUUGAAGAUGGAUCAAGCCAAGCAGAGGUUUUCGCCGUGUUGAAUGCAUUUGAAGAGUAUUAUGUUGCGUAA
This is a messenger RNA of Talaromyces marneffei, 1134 nucleotides long. RefSeq lists its product as uncharacterized. Lineage: Eukaryota; Fungi; Ascomycota; Eurotiomycetes; Eurotiales; Trichocomaceae. The record is from RefSeq and is a predicted model, not a curated record. The coding region runs from base 1 to 1134 and encodes 377 amino acids. The transcript has 3 exons.